UUACUUUUAAUGAAUUUCCGGUAAUAGGGAUGAAAUCUGAUUCAGCGUUAACUAGACUGACUAGUCUAGAUUAAAUUUAGAUUAAAUUAGUCUAUAUUAAAUUUGGUAUUUUUUAUCAUAUGGUGUGCAUAAAGUAGACUAUGGAUUCAGAAGAAGACGUUGAACAAAACCCAUCAUCGACACCUGCAAGUCCAGUCGGAAGUUAUGUUCACAGUCAACCUGGUUCACCUGCAAGAUCACGCUCUAGAAGUAGAUCUGGAUCAAGGGCACAGUCACGGUCUAGAAGUAGAUCUGGAUCAAGGGCACAGUCAAGGUCAAGAAGUAGGUCAGGCUCAAGGGCUAAAUCUCCUUCUAGAAGCAGAUCAGGUUCUAGAGCAGCAUCCAGGUCAAGAAGUAGAUCGAGAUCUGGGUCACCUGCCAAUUCAGUUGGAUCUGUACAGAAAGCUUCUGGUAAUGAAAGUGAUGAGGAAGUGAAUACCAAAGUACAGUCAGAAGAAGAGGAUAGAGACCACCCGUCCUCACCACCUGUAAGCCCUGUUGGCAGUGGAGGUCAGAGUCCUGUUGGUUCUCCUGUGAGGUCACAUUCUCGAAGCAGAUCAGGCUCUAGAGCAAGGAGUAGAAGUCCAUCUGUUACAAGAGCGCAGUCCAGGUCCAGAAGCAGAUCUGGCUCCAGGGCUAAGUCUGGUUCUAGAAGCAGGUCUGGGUCCAGGGCUAAGUCAGGUUCCAGAAGUAGAUCUAGGUCACCAGCUAGUUCAGUUGGCUCAGUUCAAAAGUCCUCAGAGAAGGGAAAUGAUAGCAGUGAUGAAAGACCUGUAAAAAAAUCAAGAAAAAUUUUAUCAGACAGCGAGGAAGAUCAAGAAGUUAAUCCUGCAUCACCUCCAGUGAGUCCAGUUGGUAGUGGCAGGCGCAGUCAGUCAGGUUCACCUGCAAUAAGUAGAUCCAGAAGUAGGUCUGGCUCCAAACCUAGAAGUCGGUCUGGUUCUAGAGCAAAGUCAGGAUCUAGAAGUCGAUCUGGUUCUAGGGCAAAGUCAGGAUCUAGAAGUCGAUCUGGUUCUAGAGCAAAGUCAGGAUCUAGAAGUAGAUCAGGUUCCAGAGCUAACUCAGGAUCUAGAAGUCGAUCUGUUUCCAGAGCUAAGUCAGGAUCUAGAAGUAGAUCAGGUUCCAGAGCAAAAUCGGGAUCUAGAAGUCGAUCUAAUUCCAGAGCUAACUCAAGAUCUAGAAGUAGAUCAGGUUCCAGAGCAGGGUCUAGGUUGAGAAGUAGAUCAAGAUCAAGGUCACGUGCUAGCUCAGCUGCAUCAGUUCAGAGAGUGUCUGACAAGGAGAAUGAUAGUGAAGAUGAAGUACCAAGAAAAAAAUCAAGAAAAAUUCUAUCUGAUGAUGAAGACGGAAAAGGUAAAGGCAGUGGGGAUGAAGGUGAAAAAGAAAAAGAUGAAUUGAUUGCUGAUAUUUUUGGCUCAAGCGAUGAAGAUGAAGAGUUUGAAGGCUUUGAUGCAAGUGAAGUGCCAAAGAAAGAGAAAAAGAAGAAGGCUGCUGUAAAGUCUGAUGAAGAAGAUGAGCAAGGACCAUCAGGUCUGGGGGAAGAAGGCAGUAAUGAAGCCAUGGCUGAAGGUCAAGGGUCAGAUGAUGAGAACAUGGAUGAGGCUAGGAAGAGUGGAGAAGGCAUGUUUGUCUCAGACUUUGACCUGAUGAUGCAGAAAAAAAAAGAAGAAAUGUCUCGGCAGCGUAGAAAGAGAAAAGAUGUUGACCUCAUUAAUGAUAAUGAUGACCUCAUUGCUGAUCUCAUAGUGAAGAUGAAGGAAGCUGCUAAUCUGGAUAGAGAACUAAAUCAAAAGAAGGAAGUAGCAACCAAAAAAAUCAAAAUGCUGCCAUAUGUGGUCAACCAGUUGAAGAAAUCUGACCUUCAUGGUAUUUUCUUGGAAUCAGGCAUACUAAGUGCCAUGACAGAAUGGCUUGCUCCACUCCCAGACAAAAGUUUACCUCAUCUUCAAAUACGAGAGAACUUUCUUCGGAUUUUACAACAGUUCCCAUCAAUGCAUGGUGACAUGCUAAAGUCAAGUGGAAUUGGUAAAGCCAUCAUGUAUCUUUAUAAACAUCCCAGAGAAAUCAAAGAAAACAAAAUCAUUGCUGGAAAGCUAAUAAAUGAGUGGUCACGUCCAAUAUUUAAUCUCACUUCAAACUAUAAGAAUUUGUCAAAAGAAGAAAGAGAGCAAAGGGAUUAUGAACAGUUGCCAAAGAAACGUAGAACUAGCUUGGAAGGUGCACAGACUCCAAAGCGAGACAUAGAUAAAGCCUUAGUCGGAGAGAAAAAAGCUUUAAGACCUGGUGAUCCAGGUUGGGUCUAUCGAGCCAGAGUUCCUAUGCCAUCAAAUAAAGAUUAUGUAGUCAGACCAAAAGCCAGCUCAGAGUACCAGCCACCACAAAAGAGCUCUUCUAAAAAAGAUAUCACACGUUAUGAGAAGCACAAGAGGGCAUUCAUGGAGAAAAAGAAAUUUUCCAAGACAAUAAAGGCAGUGUCCAUUAGCAUAGAAGGAAGAAAUAUGGCCUUAUGAGUAUUACAGAACCAUUUGUACAUAUGUAUUAUAAUAAUUGUUUUAUGCUUGUCUGUUGUACUGAAGUUUCAAAUGGUUGAGAGAGUUGGACAUUUUGGCAUGGUUUAUUGUUUUGAUCCUAUCAAUUAAUAUGUUAGUAGGUACAGUGGAAUCCUGCUAUACUAUGAUAACUAGGGUCCAUAAAAUCAAAUUUCUAUGAUGUGUGGAUUUCACAUUCUUCUGAAAAGAAUUUAAGUUUAAAAUUUUGAUAAUCUAAUUUGAUUUUUUACAUUUUUUUCCUGGAAGCAUUCAAAAAGAAACAGAUGACAAUAAAUACAAUUUUAACUUGCUUCUAUCUUUGCAUUGUUAGGUGUCCACUGUAGAACCAUUAAUUAUCAAUUAUCUUUGGGAGCUGGGUUGUCAAUGGAUAUAGAUAAUUAUUUGGUCAAUGUUGAUUUUUGUUUCAUGAUUUCUUAUUCAUUAAUGUCAUAUAAUUGGUAUAUAUUUUUAGUUUCUGUUCUUACAUUCAAAAUAAACCUGAAGGUUUUUAUUAGUGUUUGACAGUUUCAGUAAUUUUUUUCUUUCUAAGCCUUGAAGAACUUUUAUUUUUCAAAGCCCAGACUUAUAUUAUUCUAACACUGAAAUCGCCUGAUUUAGAUUUUCUGGGACAUUCUUGACUAGAUUCAUUUUCACUAGUUCCAGCCUUCAAAUUUAUUUUUGAGCUAUAAUUUUUAUCAUGUUAACUUCAAAGCUGGGCACAGUGGGAAAGAUUUUUUAAAAAGUAAUAACAAAACUUCCUUUUGAAAAAAUUGGCUAAUGUAAAUUGAUUUAGAACAAGAGAAAAUCUUAAAAGCUAGAUUAAAAUGAUAUGCAGUAUAUAAUCUUUUAUGUUAUGUUGCAGGCUGAUGAAAUGCUAUUCAAGGUUUUUCUUGAAAUGUCUUGAUAAAGACAUUUAGUUUAAAAUUAAACUGUUGAUCACAAAAUGUAGUACUCUAUAAAACAUUUUUGUAAGCAUAACACCAUAGCAAACAUAACAAAUUGUUGGUCCUUAACUCUCGAAAUAUUACACAUUAUAUACAAAUUCCAUGACCAUGAUAUGUGGCUUGAGUUUGGUUACUGAUAAAAGAUUUGCAGUAUCUAACUGUAAAGAUACCAUACUUGAUUUGAAUAUUUCAUUUAAAAAAAAUUGUUUUUUAAAUUUCAUUUUGUCUCAAAGGAUAUUAAGUUUAUCAGGUAUAGAUAAAAUCAUCUAAAAAAAAAGAAUAAUUUAAUUUUGAAGAAAAAGUAUUGAAACAAUAACAUAUUUUAAUUUUCAAUUGUUUUUUUUUUUUAUGACUUUUUCUUUUUGUAUCAAUACCUGGAAGAUAGUGAUUUGUUGUUGAGAUGUUCAUUUAUGCUGACUUCAUAGAUUGUAUAUACUCUGACUUCACAAUUUUGAUUGAUGAUAUAUGUUUAUAAAGUGUUAAUAAAAGUGAUUUCGACUUUU
This is a messenger RNA of Biomphalaria glabrata, 4014 nucleotides long. Its product is annotated as protein IWS1 homolog. The transcript is spliced from 21 exons. Gene Ontology annotation, cellular component: nucleus. The record is from RefSeq and is a predicted model, not a curated record. Gene Ontology annotation, biological process: poly(A)+ mRNA export from nucleus. NCBI's taxonomy places the organism in Eukaryota, Metazoa, Mollusca, Gastropoda, Planorbidae. The coding region runs from base 141 to 2549 and encodes 802 amino acids.